This is a messenger RNA of Fusarium odoratissimum NRRL 54006, 3165 nucleotides long. RefSeq lists its product as uncharacterized. The coding region runs from base 1332 to 2348 and encodes 338 amino acids. Lineage: Eukaryota; Fungi; Ascomycota; Sordariomycetes; Hypocreales; Nectriaceae. The transcript has 2 exons. The record is from RefSeq and is a predicted model, not a curated record.
UACCACUACAGUACACCACAGUAUGGAGUACUCCAACUUGCAUUAACGGCCAUUAACGGUCUGCCCCAGACACUCAACUCACUAGACUACCCCAGUCCCAGUUAAGUCAUAUCAUGCUAUUUCUUGACAUAACUGCUUUCCAUGCCGAGCUGUGGUCUUCUCCUCAGUCUCACUGGCUGACAUCUCUCCUCAUCGUCAAUCUCCUCCUCAAUAUCACCCUCCGGGUCCCAAUAUACAGCCCAUUUCCCUUCCUCGUCCCGCACCGCCACAAAGGAAUCAUGAUCUCCCUGGAGCGUCAGGAAGCGCUCAUCUGCUGUCCAGCCCCAGGGUCCUAUGACGUGCCCGAUGGUGUCCUUCUUCCCCCCAAAGGUCACCAUGUGCGUGUCCUUGUCCACGAAUAUCCAGUUCAGCGCUGGGGGGUCGUCGGAUACCAUGCUCACCAGCCCCAGGUGCCCUUCCUCGCUGGGAUACUUGAAAUACCAGCCUAGAAAUCUGUAGCCUUGCACGGGGGCAUCGGAGAGGUUGAGAUACAUCUAAUGUUUGUGUAAGUAUGUGCCUUGUGAGAGAGGAAGGGAACUCACCUUCUUGUCCACGAGAACUCCUUGGCCAACCUCUUCUAUCUUUCCAUUCUGCUGUAGCAUGAAUGUGAGGUGGAACUUUUCUUGUUCCUUGCUCAUGCUCUCAUUCUGUCUCUUCUGUGCACUCACGGCGUUACCCACGCCUGUAACGGUCGGGAUAGCCGUGAUGGCAAGUAAUCCGAUAACCAUGUUUUCCUGAUCUGUUCUCUUGGACUUGUUUUUUUUUUUUUUUUUUUUUUUUUGCCGCGUAUCGUAUUGUGAAAGGGUAUGUUUGACAGCAGCAAGACUCUCUCACCUUCACUGCAUGACGUCCAGUCCACUUUGUAGGAUCUUGACCCAUACUUUUCCCAACACCAGCCACACGCAUAUAAUCAUGAUCCCUGCAACCUUCUACACUCCCACCCCGAUCACGCGAAGCUAGGGGGAGGGGGGUAACGUCAUAUGGCCAGGAUUGGGAUGCCAUUUUUUACGUCACUUUGACCUGUCACGCAGAAAUUCGUUUCCAAUCCCAUCGCAACGAUAGAAACCGGUUCUUCAAGGGUUCGAGGUCGGGAUACAAUGACACUUAUUGCGUCAGUCAAGCAUCUUCAACAGGUUUCGGACUCGACACGUAUUAAUCUCAAAAACCAUGCUUGGAACUUUAGUAUAGAAAAACUUCAACUUAAUUAUUACAUGUCAGCAGCAAGCAAAUAAGCCAUUGUUUUUUUGAAGCCCAUUGUUCAUUCAGCGAACUAAAUACCAGCAUACACAACCAUGUCUUCUCCAUCUCAGCAGGACUCGCAGAAGCGAGACGAAUCUCAGGCUCCUCAGUCUCCUGGCCAAGGCCAGAACCAGCAGGAGCAGGGCAACGACAGCAACCCUUUCAACCAGAACCAGAACGAGGGCCAGCAAGAGGAGCAGAACCAGAACCAGGGCCAGGGACAAGAGGCUCAACAGCAACAGCCAGGUCAAGAGUCUGAGUCCAAGCCCGAAGAUGCUAAGGACGAGUCUAAGCCCGACACCGAGAAUGCAAAGGCUGAGACGCCUGGCGAUAAGGAGGAUAAGCCUGAGCAACCUGGUCAGGCCAGGCCCGAGGAGCCCAAGGCUGAAGAGUCAAAGCCAGAGGAAUCUAAGCCCGAGGACUCAAAGCCUGAAGAGGCCAAGGCAGACGACAAGCCCGAGGAAGUAAAGAAAGAGGAGGAUGAAGCCGAAUCUAAGCCAGAGCAAGCAAAGUCCGAGACCCAAAAGACCGCCCAAGAGGCCAAGCCCAAGCAGAAGCGCCAGCCCGUCAAGGAAGAAAGCGAGGACGAGGACGACUCUGAAGACGACGACGAUGACUUUGACUCUGAAGAUGAUUCCGAAGAAGACUCCGAGGAAGAUUCCGAAGACGACGAGUCAGAGUCUGAGUCCGAAGAGGAGAACGAGCCCGCUACACCUCCCCAACAGGCUGAGCCGGGCCGCAAGGGCGGAAGACGUGGAAACGCAAAGGCCGCCGAUGUAAGACGUCGACGCCCCGCAUGGCUCGACGAAGAAUCUGACGAUGAGGGCCGCAAACAGUUUUCGAGGCAAGACCAGCAGUUGCAGCAGCAGCGUCAACAGCAGCAAAUGCAACAGCAGCAGCAACAACAACAACAACAGCAACAGAUGCAACAGAUGCAACAGCAGCAGCAGCAGCAGCAGGGAGGCGGCGGUAAGAGCGACGCCCUCAGUCUGCAUCUCGAGCUUAACCUCGAGAUCGAAAUCGAGCUCAAGGCUAGAAUCCACGGUGAUCUCACACUGGCACUACUGUAAGUUUGACUUAUACCCCCCAUGCUGCGGACCCUUUCUAUCUUUUGUCCGCCUUUCUCAUCUGACAAGUGCAUAGCCAAUAGUGACAUGUAAUUUUGCAGGGAAGGAGCAUAAGUAUAAAAACUCUAAGAAUGCUAUUAUUAAUUCGGAGACGACGACGACGACGACGAACGACGAACGAUGUUUUUCUCACGUCUUAUAUCUAGCGGCGUUUUGGGACAUGAAGUUUACGACUUCGUUCAUUUUUGUUUAUAUGUACUCUGUAUAGUAGGAGUAAAUAAAGAGUUGAAUUUGGGUUUAUCUUGUUACAUGUUUCUCAGAAUUAUGUGAUACGUGACACUCGCGGGUGAGGACAUGAUCCGGUUCUACAGAUCACAUCUCAGUAAUCGCUGUCAAUAGUUGUAGUCGGUAAUACGUAGUUCAUGUCUCGGUUAUAAGCCACAAGCUAAAUUCUUAGAUCGAUCGUGAUAAGAUCUCAACGGUUUUUUUGUCGAUAGUGUCGUUGCAAGCGGGAGAUCUACCGCAAGCGAUGAUGUCGAUGAGGCUGAGGCUGGUGAUGAGGCUCGGGUCGUGGUCUGUGGCACACACGGGAACGGAUCCAAGCUUUUGGGUCGGGUUCGUGCUUUUUGAAGUGAACCAACGGAUCUCGUGAUGGAGUGAUAAGAUCGUCGUUAUCAUAUGGUGACACUCGUACGAGAGGUCAUCUCGGGGCCGGGUGAUUUAGGGUAACUAACUGACGUGACGUGAUGUAUGAUCUUGAGAUGCAAAUACGGAAUCAGUGAUCUAAUGGAAUAAGGUGUUGGAUUGAGUGAUUUUAUUG